This is a messenger RNA of Colius striatus (speckled mousebird), 1599 nucleotides long. RefSeq names its product basic proline-rich protein-like. The transcript has 3 exons. The record is from RefSeq and is a predicted model, not a curated record. NCBI's taxonomy places the organism in Eukaryota, Metazoa, Chordata, Aves, Coliiformes, Coliidae. Bases 1 to 1599 code for a protein of 532 amino acids.
AUGGAGCGCUGGAAGCAGGUGGAGGGGAGGCGGGGACAGAGGCAGCAGCAGCGUUACAGCCAGAGCCUGCGGCUGCUGCGGCUCAUCUACGAGCGCCAGACACGCCCCCCCGCCCCAGGACACGCCCCCCAACGCCCAGGACACGCCCCCCAGCCCCAGGACACGCCCCCAGACCCCCAGGACACGCCCCCAGCCCCCCCCAGGACACGCCCCCAGCCCCAGGACACGCCCCCAGACCCCCCAGGACACGCCCCCAGCCCCCAGGAUACGCCCCCAGCUCCAGACCACGCCCCCAGCCCCCCAGGACACGCCCCCAACGCCCAGGACACGCCCCCAGCUCCAGGACACGCCCCCAACGCCCAGGACACGCCCCCAGCCCCCAGGACACGCCCCCCAACGCCCAGGACACGCCCCCCGCCCCCAGGACACGCCCCCAACGCCCAGGACACGCCCCCCUCGGGCACAGGACACACCCCCAACGCCCAGGACACGCCCCCAGCCCCAGGACACGCCCCCAACGCCCAGGACACGCCCCCCAGACCCAGGACACGCCCCCAACGCCCAGGCUCCGCCCCCCCCCAGCCUGUGCACCCCAAUGCACAGCCCCUACCCCCAGGCCACGCCCCCAACGCCGAGGCCACGCCCCCGGGCCCAGGCCACGCCCCCCGGGGACCAGGCCACGCCCCCAGCCCCAGGCUCCGCCCCCCCCAGCCCGUGCACCCAAUGCACAAGCCCUGCCCCCAGGCCACCGCCCCCCCGGGCACAGGACACGCCCCCCAACGCCCAGGACACGCCCCCCGGGCCCAGGCCACGCCCCCCAGCCCCAGGCUCCGCCCCCCCCAGCCCGUGCACCCAAUGCACAGACCCCUGCCCCCAGGCCACGCCCACAGCUCUCAGGCCACGCCCCCCGGGGACCAGGCCACGCCCCCAGCCCAUGCACCCAAUGCACAGACCUUGCCCCCAGGCUCCGCCCCCCAGGGCUCAGGACACGCCCCCAGCCCCGAGGCCACGCCCCCAGCCCUCAGGCCCCCGCCCACAACCCCGAGGCCACGCCCCCCAGCCCAUGCACCCAAUGCACAGACCCUGCCCCAGGCCACGCCCCCAGGGGCCCAGGCUCCGCCCACAACCCCCCUGGCCACGCCCCCUGGCCUCAGGACACGCCCCCAGCCCGUGCACCCCAAUGCACAGACCCUGAUACCCAGGCCACGCCCCCAGCCCCAGGCCACGCCCCCCAGCCUCAGGCUCCGCCCACAACCCCCUGGCCACGCCCCCUGGCCUCAGGACACGCCCCCAGCCCGUGCACCCCAAUGCACAGACCCAGCCCCAGGCCACGCCCCCCAGCCCCAGGCUCCGCCCACAACUCCGAGAUCACACGCCCAAGCCACGCCCCCCAGCUCAUGCACCCACUGCACAGACCCUACCCCCCAGGACACGCCCCCCCGGGGCACAGGACACGCCCCCCAGCCCUCAGGCUCCGCCCCACAAUCCCCAGGCUCCGCCCACAACCCCGAGGCCACGCCCCCCAGCCCGUGCACCCAAUGCACAAGCCCUGACCCCCAGGCUCCCGCCCCCAGCCUCAGGCUCAGCCCACAACCCUGA